Molecule: messenger RNA, 1383 nt
Organism: Leptinotarsa decemlineata (Colorado potato beetle)
Lineage: Eukaryota; Metazoa; Arthropoda; Insecta; Coleoptera; Chrysomelidae
Gene: pths
Product: probable ATP-dependent RNA helicase DDX47
Cellular component (GO): cytosol
Molecular function (GO): nucleic acid binding; RNA helicase activity; ATP binding
Source: RefSeq, a predicted model, not a curated record
CGAUACGAGUUGGUGCACCAAAAAAGAGAGUAGAGCCACGAAGAGAGAGACAGAGAGAGAAAUUGGUUUUUUCUUGAAUACACGGCGAUAAUGUCUGAAAACGGGGACAUUGAUUCGGAUAUUAAUGAAAAUGUUAGUGAAACCGAAGAUUCUGUUAAAGAAGCUAAAGAAGUUGAAGAAUUGGAUGAAGAAGUGACCGAGCCGGAUGAAAAAUCCGUAACUUGGGAGGAAUUGGGUCUUGUAGAUGCAUUGUGCAAGGCAUGUGAACAACUGAAAUGGACAAAUCCUUCGAAAAUUCAAAAAGAAGCUAUACCUUUGGCUCUGGAAGGAAAAGACAUCAUUGGAUUAGCAGAGACAGGUUCAGGCAAGACGGCUGCAUUUGCUCUGCCAAUACUGCAAAGUUUGUUACAGAACCCUCAGAGAUAUUUUGCCCUGAUUUUGACACCCACGAGAGAGUUGGCUUUUCAGAUAUGCGAACAGUUUGAGGCAUUAGGAUCCAGUGUAGGUGUGAAAUGUGCGGUUAUAGUAGGAGGUAUGGAUAUGAUGUCUCAAGCUCUCAUAUUGGCAAAGAAGCCUCACAUUCUCAUAGCGACUCCGGGAAGACUGUUAGAUCAUUUGGAAAACACCAAAGGUUUCACUCUGAGGGCCUUGAAAUAUCUAGUCAUGGACGAAGCAGAUAGAAUCCUGAAUAUGGAUUUCGAAGUAGAAGUAGAUAAGAUCUUGAAAGUAAUCCCAAGGGAGAGGAGAACAUUUCUGUUUUCUGCCACAAUGACAAAGAAAGUUAAAAAACUGCAGAGAGCAUGUUUGAAUGAUGCUGUCAAAGUCGAGGUCUCUACUAAAUAUCAGACUGUGGAGAAACUACAGCAGUAUUAUAUUUUCAUUCCAGUGAAAUUCAAGGAUGUUUAUUUGGUUCAUAUCCUGAACGAAUUAGCGGGAAACAGUUUCAUGAUUUUCUGCUCCACUUGUAAUAAUACGAUAAGGACUGCCUUGAUGUUGAGGAAUCUUGGCCUCACUGCUGUACCAUUACACGGGCAAAUGUCACAAAAUAAGAGAUUGGCAGCACUGACGAAAUUCAAAGCAAAAAAUCGUUCUAUUUUGAUAUCUACGGAUGUGGCAAGCAGGGGUUUAGAUAUUCCGCAUGUGGAUGUUGUCAUAAAUUUUGACAUUCCGACUCACAGCAAGGACUACAUUCAUCGAGUAGGAAGGACAGCUAGGGCGGGAAGGUCAGGGAAAGCUAUCACUUUUGUGACUCAGUAUGAUGUGGAAUUAUGUCAAAGGAUCGAACAGUUGAUUGGAAAACAACUUCCACUCUAUAAGACAGAAGAGGAUGAAGUGAUGGUGUUGCAGGAAAGAGUAGCAGAAUCACAGCGUCUGGCAAAAAUG